AUGCCGAACAUCAAUGCCAAUAACUUUGAGAUUAAGCCAGCUCUACUCCAAAUGAUUCAAUCAAGCGUGCAGUUUUAUGGCAUGGGCAAUGGAGAUCCUAAUGCUCACAUCGCAAAUUUCUUGGAAAUCUGUGAUACUUUCAAAUACAAUGGAGUUUCAGAUGAUGCUAUUAGGCUGAGGCUUUUCUCUUUCACCUUUAAGGAUAAAGCUAAAUCGUUGUUAAAUUCUCUACCAGCAAAUUCCAUAACCACAUGGACACAACUGACUUUCUACAAUGGAGCCACUCRCACUACUAGAGAUACUAUUGAUGUUGCUACAGGAGGUUCCUUGAUGAGGAAAACUAUAGAUGCUACUUUUGAUCUCUUAGAGGAAAUGGCAGCUAAUAAUUGUUUGUGGCCAGCCGAGCGACUAAAUCCACCUAGACAGGGAGGCAAAUUAGAAGCAGACUCCAUAGCAUCCUUGCAGGCUCAAAUUUCAACCUUAAUCAAGCAAUUGGGCACCAUGAACGUGCARGCCAAYGCCAUCAACAAUUCUAUGCAACCAAUCUGUGGGAAUUUUAUGGAGCAAUGCAACUUUGUGGGGAAUCAAUUCCAAGGAAGGCAGGUCAACAACCCUUACUCCAACACAUAUAACCCAGGGUGGAGAAACCACCCCAAUUUUUCAUGGAGUAGCAAUAACAACAAUGCUGGAAGUUCCAGUUUCCAAAACAACAACAUGCCUAGACAGCAAGGACCACCAGGAUUCCAGCAACAUCCUCAGCAGGAUAGAUCAGGUUCUUUUGAAGCCAAGCUGGAUAAAUUCAUGGACAUGAUGAGUAGCAAGAUGAGCAGCCAGGAUGAGGCCCAGAGAAGGAUGGAAACUAAAUUUGAUCAAAUUGCAAAGAACCGUUCGUCUUCAAUUCACAACUUGGAGGUGCAGAUAGGCCAACUAGCCAAUGCUGUUUUGGCUAGGAACCAAGGUAAUUUACCAAGCAGCACUGAGACUAAUCCAAGGGAGCAACUCAAAGCAAUUUCACUAAGGAGUGGAAAAGUGCUGGAGCCAAAGCAAGAUGUGCAAAGUAAGAGGACAGGUACAAAUGUUGAGAGUCCUUCAUCAACCAAUGCUGAAAUAUAUGAUGAAGAAACCGGUGAUAAGUCAGAGGGGAACCAAGGUGACAAGGAGAAUCACUCUAAUUCCCAGCCUUUACCCUAUGUCACACGAAUCCCUUUUCCUCAAAGACUGAAGAAGCAGGAGACUGAACAACAAUUUUCCAAAUUUUUGGUUAUUUUUAAGAAGCUACAAAUCAAUAUUCCUUUUGCUAAGGCUCUUGCUCAAAUGCCUCAAUAUGCUAAAUUUUUGAAGGAGAUCAUCAAUAAUAAGAGAAGAUGGGAGGAUGAACAAACGGUCUCAUUGAUUGAAAAGUGCAGUUCAAUCAUCACCAGCAAGAUGCCUGCCAAAUUGAAAGACCCAGGGAGAUUUACAAUUUCAUGUGUUGUUGGCAGCAUUGAGUUUCCUAAGUGUUUGUGUGAUUUAGGUGCUAGCAUUAAUUUGAUGCCUUUGUCUAUUUUUAGGAAACUUGGUCUUGGAGAAGUAAAACCUACCUUGAUGAAUUUGCAACUGGUAGAUCAUUCCAUCAAGAAACCUCAUGGCGUGGUUGAGGAUGUACUUGUGAAAGUGGACAAGUUUAUAUUUCCUGUGGACUUUGUUGUGCUCGAUUUUGAGGAGGAUCAUGAUUGCACCUUGAUCCUUGGCAGACCGUUUCUAAACAUAGGGAAAGCUUUGGUUGAUGUGUAUGAAGGAAAGCUGACCCUUUGA
Molecule: messenger RNA, 1794 nt
Organism: Nelumbo nucifera (sacred lotus)
Lineage: Eukaryota; Viridiplantae; Streptophyta; Magnoliopsida; Proteales; Nelumbonaceae
Source: RefSeq, a predicted model, not a curated record